CCUCUCGCCCAAGCGCCAAGGCCUCAAAAAUGAGGAAGAAAGCGGGAAAUUGGUGAUUUGUGGUGUCACCGCCGGUAGCCAGGCCGGUAGCCAGGCCGGUAGCCAGGCCGGUAGCCAGGCCUCGCCCGGGGAAGCCAGCGGCUUCGCCCCGAACGCCUCAGUGCUCAGUGACGGUGUGGGGUGUUGGCGGUGCAGGCAGCUGCCUGCUCUCCCCACCCCUCCUGCCCGUCCUUCUCCUCCUCCUCCUCCUCCUCCUCCUCCUCCCCCGGCUGUAAAUCCGCCUUCCCGGCAGAGAGCCGGAGCGUGAGGCUCGGUGGCGGAGAGCAGGCCUCUGCCCGGUGGGGAGAGGGGAACCGGGGGGGGAAAAGUAAAAAAAAAAAAAAAAAAAAAAAGGGAAAGGGAAAGGGAAAGAAGAAGGGGAAAGGGAGGAAUACGGAAGGGAAAAGGAAGGGGAAAAGGGGAUAAAAGAGGGGGAAAGGAAGGGGAAAAGAGGGGGAAACGAGGGAUAAAGAAGGAAAAAAGGGAGGGAAAAGGAGGGGAAAAGGAGGGAAAGGAAUAAGGGAAAAAGGAAUAAGGAAAAUAGGAGGGGAAAGGGAGGAAAAAAGAGGAAUAAAGAAGAGGAAAGGAAGAGAAAAAGAGGAAAAAAGGAGGAAAAAACAAAGAGUAAAGAAGUGAAAAGCAGGAAAAAGGAGGAAAAGAAGGGGAGCGGGGGAGCGACGGCACGAAGCGGCUGCAAAGAGCACCUUUGCUGGGCUGAGUUUGCAGGAAAACCCCGGCGGAAGCGCAGGACUCCGACCUUUCCUCCCGGCCGCUUUGGCUCCAUCGAACCCCUCAAUUCCUCCCAGUUUUACCUUCUAAAGGAGAGGUUUGGGAUGUGGCCAUUCCCGGACGGAUCCGGAGUGUUCACAGGGGCCUGAUCCGGACCCGCUCGAGGCAGGACGCCACGGUGAGGGUCCCGCUGCUGCCUGCUCCCAUGGAGCAGCUGCCCGAGCGGGAAGGGACGAUCCCGUCCCCUUCCAGCAGCCAAGGGCCGCGCCAGCUCCCGGAGGAAGAUGUCGGUGGGGAAGAAAUACCGGCUGGCGGCCGGGAGAGCCCAGCACCGGACACGCAAGCCGCCGUGCCGUGCGGCGGGGAGGCGGAUGUGCCUUCCAGCCCCGGCGUGGGGCAGCCGGGCUGCGCCCCACAUCUCCCCACUGAUGAGCGUCCAAAGGAAGAUGCUUGGGAGAAGCAGCCUGUGGAGGGUGGGGGGUCCCCGCCGGCUGCCCCCGUGCCGGGUGCCGGGGCGGUGGGGUUACCGGCUGAGCCCCCCCAAGCCCGGAGCCCCAGUCGGGAAGCGGAGGCGGAUUUUUAUUGCGUGAAGUGGAUCACCUGGAAAGGCGAGCGGACGCCCGUCAUCACACAGAGCGAGAACGGGCCCUGCCCGCUCCUGGCCAUCAUGAACAUCCUCCUCUUGCAGUGGAAGGUGAAGCUGCCCCCGCAGAAGGAGGUGAUCACAGCCGAGGAGCUGAUGGCUCAUUUGGGGGAUUGCAUCUUGUCCACCCAACCGCAGGAGCGGUCGGAGGGGCUGCAGCUCAACUUCCAGCAGAACAUCAACGACACCAUGACGGUCCUCCCCAAGCUCUCGACGGGGCUGGACGUCAACGUGCGGUUCACGGGUGUCUCGGACUUCGAGUACACGCCCGAGUGCAUCGUCUUCGACCUCCUCAACGUCCCGCUCUACCACGGCUGGCUGGUGGACCCCCAGAGCCCCGAGGUGGUGCGAGCCGUGGGCAAGCUCAGCUACAACCAGCUGGUGGAGAAGAUCAUCACCUGCAAACAGGCCAGCGACUCCAGCCUGGUGAGCGAAGGGCUGGUGGCGGAGCAGUUCCUGGAGUCCACGGCCUCCCAGCUGACCUACCACGGGCUCUGCGAGCUCACGGCCGCCGUCAGGGAGGGCGAGCUCAGCGUCUUCUUCCGCAACAACCACUUCAGCACCAUGAUAAAGCACAAGGGCCACCUGUACCUGCUGGUGACGGACCAGGGCUUCCUGCAGGAGGAGAGGGUGGUCUGGGAGAGCCUCCACAACGUGGAUGGGGACAGCUGCUUCUGCGACACCGAUUUUCAUCUCAGCCACGCUCCGGGCAAGGAGGGGGCUACCGCGGCCCCCCCGGACCACCGACUCCAGCAGAGACAAGUGGACCAGGAUUACAUGAUCGCCCUGUCGCUGCAGCAGCAGCAGCAGCAGGGACAGGACCCCUCCGCGCUCAGUGACCUGGAACUCGCUCGCCAGCUGCAGCAGGAGGAGUAUCAGCGGCAGCAGCAGCGGCAGCAGGUCGCAGUGCAGGGCCGUGCGCAGCCGGGCGGCUGGCCGGCCGGAGAGCGGAGGCAGCGGCAGAAGCCGGACUUGGACUGCACCCUGCUAUAGCACCCUGGGGGGGGACACCCGGGGGGGCCCUGCCCCAUCCCCGCCAUGGCCCCCCCCCGGCAUCUGCCCAGGCUGGGGUGUGUGGCGGGGUCCCCGCACAUGGAGCCCCCCCAACUCCCCCCCCGGGGGUCCCUGGGGACAGGAGGGGGACACGCACAUGCACGAAGGGGUGUCCUUCCUCAUCCAGCGCCGGGACCACCCGCAUCUUUCCAGUGGCCUUAACACGGGGGGGGUCCCACCUGGGGGGGUCCCACCCCUUGGUCCCUGCUCCGAGACGUGGGGGGACACGCGUCUGGGGGGGGGACACACACGCACCUCCGUGUCCCAAACGCGGCCUUAGCCCUUGGCAAAUAAAGGACUUGUCCCCACGCA
Molecule: messenger RNA, 2776 nt
Organism: Grus americana (Whooping crane)
Lineage: Eukaryota; Metazoa; Chordata; Aves; Gruiformes; Gruidae
Gene: MINDY1
Product: MINDY lysine 48 deubiquitinase 1
Exons: 11
Coding region: 974-2404 (476 amino acids)
Biological process (GO): protein K48-linked deubiquitination
Cellular component (GO): cell periphery; cytosol
Molecular function (GO): cysteine-type deubiquitinase activity; K48-linked deubiquitinase activity; cysteine-type carboxypeptidase activity
Source: RefSeq, a predicted model, not a curated record